AUGCCAAAGACGUACGAUCACCAAGUCACGGUGGAGAAAACCCCAGGGUACUUUGUCACCCGCGACGUACCAAAACGAAUCUUCGAAAUGGACCCCACAAUCAAGUUAAUUCUGGUGGUAAGGGACCCAGUAACCAGAGCCAUCUCAGACUACUGCCAGGCAAUGAGUAAACACGCCAUGAAAUCGUUCGAAAACAUGGCUCUUCUAGACGAACGUCUGGGCCUGGUCAACACGUCCUGGGGCGCUAUCAAAAUCGGCGUCUACGCUAAACAUAUGGAGCACUGGUUGAAGGUUUUCUCUCUACACCAGAUUCAUUUAGUGGAUGGUCAGAUGUUGAUAGAAGAGCCAGCACGAGAAGUGGCCAAAGUGGAGACAUUUCUUGGCCUGCCCAAGUAUAUAAAUGACUCGCAUUUUUAUCUCAGAGGAUUUAAGGGCACUUUCCCAUGCUUGAUCCGCGAAGGGAAGCCCCACUGUCUUGACGAGAAGACCAAGGGCAGAGACCAUCCUGUGGUUAAAGAAAGUGUUCUGCAGAGACUCAGGGAUUUUUAUAGACCUUUCAACGCCAAAUUUUUUCAGAUGGUUGGGAGAAGGUUUGACUGGAGUUAG
This is a messenger RNA of Candidula unifasciata, 606 nucleotides long. Lineage: Eukaryota; Metazoa; Mollusca; Gastropoda; Stylommatophora; Geomitridae. The record is from the annotation of a GenBank genome assembly.